AUGCCGGCCUUCAACUCCAUGUUCAACAAUGAUCCCAACCCGCCGCGCUUAAUCGGCAACUUCCCCCUACUUCCACUGCGCACAAAGCUCCGGGGUCCCGUCUAUCCUCUGCCCUUCCCGGACCCUCCCCUUCCGGCAAAUGAGUCCCCAGACCCCGACUCGGAGAGCUACGACAUCCUCGACGAGACGCUCGCUCUGUUCCGUGCCAACACUUUCUUCCGUAACUUUGAGAUCCAGGGUCCGGCCGACAGGCUGCUGGUGUACGGGAUCUGGUUUAUCUCGGACUGUCUGAGCAAGAUCCGGCCGACAGCGAGCCUGCGCGAGGCGACCAAGGAUGUGAUGAACCUGGCGCUGGAUCUCAACUUUGCUAUUCCCGGUGACCCAGGCUGGCCGUUGAAUCAAAUGUACGAGCCGCCCCGCGACAGACAGGACGCAGAGACCCUCCGGCAGUACAUGUCGCAGGUUAGGCAGGAGCUGGCGACGAGGUUAUUGGCGCGGGUAUACGCUGACGACGAGACGAAGCCGAGCAAGUGGUGGCUGAGCUUUACCAAGAGGAAGUUUAUGGGCAAGGGGCUUUAA
Thermochaetoides thermophila DSM 1495 is the source of this 579-nucleotide messenger RNA. RefSeq lists its product as uncharacterized. The transcript has 3 exons. Gene Ontology annotation, cellular component: Arp2/3 protein complex; cytoskeleton. Gene Ontology annotation, molecular function: actin filament binding. Lineage: Eukaryota; Fungi; Ascomycota; Sordariomycetes; Sordariales; Chaetomiaceae. Gene Ontology annotation, biological process: regulation of actin filament polymerization; Arp2/3 complex-mediated actin nucleation. The record is from RefSeq and is a predicted model, not a curated record. The coding region runs from base 1 to 579 and encodes 192 amino acids.